AUGCACGAAGGAGAAUUAAAACCUCUGCCUGCUCAUCUUGAGUAUGCUUAUUUAGGAACAGGGAAAGAGUUACCAGUUAUCAUUGCGACAGAUCUUUCAGAGAGACAAAAAGAACAACUGAUAACAGUGCUGAAAAGGAACAAAGAAGCUAUAGUGGAUUAUGUCUCCAAAUGGGUCGAAGCAGAAGCACUUCGGAACAAUGAUGCAAGAAGUGUAACAAGAUUUCUAAAGAGAUUGUUCACAAGAUUUGGAGUACCACGGAUUGUGAUUAGCGAUAGGGGGACACACUUCCGGAAUGUACCCAUUCGGAGAUUACUUCAAAAGCAAGGUAUACAACAUCGGGGAGGAAUCCCGUAUCAUCCUCAGACUACCGGGCAAGUUGAGAAUGCAAAUAGAGAUAUCAAGGCCAUAUUGGAAAAGACAGUGGCUCGGCAUAGAAAGGAUUGUGUUGACAAGCUUAACGAUGCAUUAUGGGCCUUCCGGACUGCUUAUAAGACGCCGAUAGGUACUACUCCAUACAGAUUGGUAUAUGGCAAGGCAUGUCAUCUCCUGGUUGAGAUCGAACACAAGGCCUAUUGGGCUAUCAAAAAACUAAAUGAAGAUCUAUUCAUAGCGGGCUAA
Messenger RNA from Ipomoea triloba (trilobed morning glory), 621 nucleotides. RefSeq lists its product as uncharacterized. NCBI's taxonomy places the organism in Eukaryota, Viridiplantae, Streptophyta, Magnoliopsida, Solanales, Convolvulaceae. Gene Ontology annotation, biological process: DNA integration. Gene Ontology annotation, molecular function: nucleic acid binding. The coding region runs from base 1 to 621 and encodes 206 amino acids. The record is from RefSeq and is a predicted model, not a curated record. The transcript is spliced from 2 exons.